AUGCAUCGAUCCGCACUGCAUGUCUGGUCUUGCUGUCAAACAAGGCUCCGUGGGUGCUUCUACAACUACCAUCUCCGGCGUCUCUCAAGUGCUGGCACAGUGCCCGUGGCCUACAGCGACAAACAGGUCAUAGAGACCUUGGAACCAUGGCCAGACAGCAGUGGAAAGGCGCUGGCCAGAAGGGAGGUGGGCGCCAAAGACAUCAUUGUCGACGACCUUGCUGCCACACUUGAAGCACAUCGAGCAUCGAACAGAGCAGCUGUCAUUCGAAAGGUCAAACCACGCGCAAUUGAUCCCGCAGGACCAAUACUGCGGCCAUUGCUGGGUAUGGGUGUCGAUGGAGGUAGCAAGGUCAAGAAAACACACGAAGGGAAGGAGCAUGAACCGGAUCAGAUGUGGCCAGCAGACUCUGUGCAGGCCAAAGAAAGAUACGGAAAGUCAGGCUCCAAUGUCUUUGUCAAAAAGACCGAUCCCUUAGAGUAUACUGGCGUUGCACAAUGGCCCAAGCAGCCUUGGAAAAUCAAGCAGGGCUUCAAGGACAUCAUGUCAAUGCAGCGGCCCUGGCUGGCAUAUAUGGAAACUACGAAUGAAGACUACCUCGAGCGCCUGACGAACGAAAUCAAAGCCUAUGAAGCCUACAUGAAAUUAAGUCCACAAGAAGAAGCGGCUUCUCAGCUCGUUAUCUCCGACGUCAAUUCAGUCGCGUGGAACGAGUCAGAGAUCAAGCCAUUGAAUUUACUCGGAUCUCGAAGCACUGGUCUGGCCACACCAGCCUCCGAUUUCGACUUCAGCUUGACACUGCAGAAUGUUCUUCCGGGAGGUUGGAAACUUCCACCCAGCGAGGCUGGCGUGCCUCAAGCGCAAUCUUCAAACCAUGACAACAAGCUCAAGGCUGUGAAAGCGUUAUGGAAGGUCUACGGGCACUUUCGCUCCUCAAACAAGUUCAGCAAUACCGACUUCGUCCGGUAUGCUCGUGUCCCUAUCAUUCGGUCUGAGCAUGUUGCUACAGGGCUAGACGUCCAAAUUCAGACAAUGGCCCCGUAUCAAGCUGCGCAAGAAUAUACUGCUGCAUACCUAUCCGAGUUUCCGUCGCUGCGCCCCUUGUACAUCAUCCUUCGGUACUGCCUUCAGCUACGAGAUCUGACGACAGUCUUCGAGGGCGGUCUUGGCUCUUAUUCUAUUUUCAUGAUGAUCGUCACUGCCAUGAAGCACUCAAGCGGCAAAUUCGCUCCAGACGAUCUUGCCGGUCAACUAUUGCAUGUGCUGGAGUUUUAUGGCAAGGCAGACCUGUAUAAAGUUGGCUUUUCGGCUAAUCCACCACGUGUCUUUGCCAAGGGAAAGCAAGUGUGGUCCAUGGAAGAGCGGAUAGCGCAGAGAGCUUACCCACAACUAAGCGGCAUCCGUCAGAUUCAAAAGUUCAACACACGGAAGCCAUAUCUUCUGUGCCUACAAGACCCAGCUAAUGAUCUGAAUGACCUAGGCAGUAAUGCGUAUGCUAUCAAGCACAUUCAAGCUACCUUUAAUCAGGCAAGGAAGAGCAUCCAAGCCGCUUUGGAGCAACAAAACGGAAAGUCAGAUGACAGGGCAAAGGGCGGGAUAUGGUCUUGCUUGGACAAUUUAGUAAGGGCAAACUACAGACCGUUCGAGGUGAUCCGGAGCAGAGUAGAGCGAUGCGCAAAUCACAGCGAGCGACAUGACCGAGACUACUCGAGAGAAAGGAUCAGUAGAGAAUUUAGGAAGCGGGUUAGCAUCGCAGAAGAGGACGACAAUCUUCCCAAGCAAGCGCUAGAGGCCAUCGACAGAAACGCAGUUGAAGGCGUUGAUCCCGAAGAUGGCUUGAGUGAUGGUAAGAGACUUGCUCGGCCUCGUAAAGAGCUUGCUCGCACUCGAGAAAGUCAUGCCAGAACCGAACGUAGACAGGCAAGAGCAAACGCCAUCGCGGCCAAGAAAAAAGAGGAAUUACAGAGGCUGCAUGGGACCAAUAAUGAUGAAUACGGCUGGGAACCAUCGUCACCAAGUAAUCCGAAACCAUUGCUCGAAGCCAUUGCGGCGCCCAAGCUUGCAUUGGCAGCAAAAACCACUGCCCCCAAGCGCGCACUUCAUGCACAGACGCAGAACCGAGACGGGAACACACAGAGGACGGAGACGUCUACGCCCAAUGCGUCCCGCAACGACCUAACCCCGACGCAAAACUCUCCCGAGAGCCCCCCCCCUAAUUUCACACGGAAGGGCGAGGCUGCAACGCUCGUGAGGAAGACGGAUGUGAACAAGUUCAGUAUGCGGAGGGCUAUGAAGCCUUCGUGA
Letharia lupina is the source of this 2304-nucleotide messenger RNA. RefSeq lists its product as uncharacterized. The record is from RefSeq and is a predicted model, not a curated record. Gene Ontology annotation, molecular function: poly(A) RNA polymerase activity; mRNA binding. Bases 1 to 2304 code for a protein of 767 amino acids. Gene Ontology annotation, biological process: RNA 3'-end processing. NCBI's taxonomy places the organism in Eukaryota, Fungi, Ascomycota, Lecanoromycetes, Lecanorales, Parmeliaceae. The transcript is spliced from 4 exons. Gene Ontology annotation, cellular component: TRAMP complex; nucleolus.